This is a messenger RNA of Syngnathoides biaculeatus (alligator pipefish), 2663 nucleotides long. Its product is annotated as GRB2-associated-binding protein 1-like. The coding region runs from base 745 to 2661 and encodes 638 amino acids. NCBI's taxonomy places the organism in Eukaryota, Metazoa, Chordata, Actinopteri, Syngnathiformes, Syngnathidae. The record is from RefSeq and is a predicted model, not a curated record. The transcript has 17 exons.
GUUUUCCGUGACGCGGGCUCCGGUAAUUAGCGAUACUCUUUAACAGCUGUCUCUAACGAAGCGAUUCAACUAUGGCGUCGGAGAGUUCAAAUUAGGUAGAAAGAAGCGUAAAAGCUGAAACUGAAAAGUAUGGCGAAAGUCUUGGAGCGAAAAGAUGAAGAUUGUGCCAGGAGAAAUGAUUUAAAAAUCAUGGUGUAAAAAAAGUUUUACAGAUGGGCAUGGCUUGGAAAAAAAAAAAAAAAGUGUAACCGUGCAGAUGGCAACGAAAACGGUAUCAUGUCUCACCGAGCACGUUCCCGGCAAAGUGCUGUGCACUUAUCCAGGAGACUAUCCAAACCAGGAAACGCAAUGGUUCACCUUGUACACACAAAAACCGUAAACGUGGGCUGUCUGCGACGAACAAGCAUUGAGGUUCCUGGAAACAACGUUAUGGCUGCGGAUGAGCGCGUGACCGUGAGCGGAGGUAGUGGGUUGGACGCAGGUCAGAGGCGCGACCGAGGGAACGUCGUCAGGAGCUGGAGUCGAUUAGUCUGCGUGUGAGCAUUUGGGCCCGAGUUGCGGUCUACAACAGCAGCUCCUUGAGGAAGAAGACGAGGGGGAGCUGGGUAGGAUUGUCCCUUGUCGGGGUUGGAGGAGGAGCCCCUCUCAGGAGAAGGAGGCGGAACUCCCGCCCGCUCACCGUCGAACUCCAGUGCGGAUGUGCCACCCAGCCUCCGGCUUCGCUCGCGUGACGCUGAACGGAGGAUGGACCCGGCGCCCUGGAUUAGUGGAGCCGCCGAGGUGGUUUGUGAAGGGUGGCUCCAAAAAUCGCCACCAGAGAAAAAGCUUCGACGUUACACGUGGAAGAGGCGCUGGUUCGUGUUACGUAGCGGCCGGCUGAGCGGAGAGCCGAAUGCUCUGCAGUAUUACAAAAACCCGCAUUCCCGACGCCCCAUCAGAACCAUCAACUUGGGCUUGUGUGAGCAGGUGGACGCUGGCCUGUCGUUCGCCAAGAAGGAAUUGGGGAAGAGCUUCGUGUUCGCCCUGAAGACGGCGGAGAGGACGUGGUACCUGGUGGCCGAGUCCGAGGACGACAUGAACCGCUGGGUGGCGUCCGUGUGUCUGCUGUGUGGCUUCAAGCCGGGAGAAGAAGUCCCUAAAAGUCCUCCCCUUGCCACGGUCGCAGCGUCCGCUCCGCCUGUACGAUCGCCCCCCCUGGAGGCCGAAAGUGGUCAUGCGCAGGAGAGCGACGUGCGGCUGAGACGACGGCAAACCUGUUUCAGGCCCCCCGAAAGUUCCUUGACCUCUCAAGAAAACGAGAGUGACAACCGCUUGCCUCCUUCCUCUUCCUGUUCCCCCUCUACUCUUGGCACCAGGCUCCCCCCGUCAUCCUUCAACUCCCGGACGUCAGUUUGGGUAGCCGGCCCGCUAACGGGCACCCUCAGCCGGUCUCUGGACUUCAGCGUAACUCCUGACCUUCUCAGAGGCGGCGGGAAGCCUCAAUGCCACCCCUCCCCGCACCCCAGGAAGCACUCUCUGGAUUUCCACCUGCGUCCCGUGGCGAUCCCCCUCUUUGAUGCCGCUCCCCACUUCACACCUGUGACGCAGCCGGUACAUUCCUCCCCCACCCCGAGGAUGACGCCGAUAAACCAGGCUGAACUUUGCCCUUCCACUCCGACCCCCCCGCCCCGCCCACCCAAGCCUGUCGUUGUUGCAGCUCAAGGAGAGAGUCCCCCUGGGGGGUACUUGCGUGGAGACUCGCUCUCAGGCCAGCAGUCGCUAUCAGCCGCUCGCUCGCCGUCUGACCGAGUGAGCAUGUUUGACUUCAGCGACCGCUUCAACAGCUACUUUUUCAAAAAAGGCAUGAUACCGCUGGCAGACGGAGACUCAGACGAAAACUACGUUCCCAUGAGCGCCGCCGCCACGGGCCGCUGCUCACGACAUGGUCUGCCCUCUGAGGUGCGCGACCAUCGCCAGGAGACCAAUUACGUCCCCAUGACCCCCGUUCCUGCUCACCUCCCUGCCUCGGCGGACCCGGCGUCUUUUGGGAGUCAAGUGCCGCUGCCCGAUGACACGGACUUCUGUAACGCCCCCCUGACGCCGACCGCUGCCCUUCCCCUCCGCAUGAGUGUGGCCGGCGAAGGGGACCCGGGGGCCGUGCCCCCUCCCAUCCACCGCGAUCUCAAGCCGCCGCACAGUGUCCCGCCCCCUGUGCACUCACCUGUCUCUUGGACCUUUACAAGAGGCAGGCAUUCAGCCAGACCGACCUUUUCGCACAGUUCAUCCCCUGCCUCGGAUUCGGACAAUGUCGGUGACAGCUACGUCGCCAUGACGACCUCCAGUCUGAGCUUUGACGCAGGGCAACGUUCCCUGAAGCUCAUGCGCCACCGCACCUCUGAGGGCGGGCCCGGCAGCUCGUCAGAGCAGAGAGCCAGAAGUGUCUCACAAGUGGAGUACUUGGACCUGGACCUCCACACGGGGCCCUCAACAUUGAGACAGAAACGUUGCCCGGAUGACAUCGGCGGCACGCCGGCAAAGGCUAUGGAGGAGUGUGACAGUGUUCAGCGUGUGGACUACGUGGUGGUGGUGGUGGACCCCAAGAGGACCAAGGCCCCGAGGAACACCAGAGAGACGUGGCAUGACGGCAGGAUGUCCACGGAGAAGUGCAAGGAACACAGCUGAGA